GUUAAAUCUCCAAACACACACAAACGGGCUUGAGAGUAUGACAGCACGGGAGUGCGCUUUAUUAAGACUGCCAAAACUUCCAGGAAACCUUUUACCAGAGAAAACAUGGACCUAAGGAUCUAACUUAUUCAUGUUACCAUGAGAAUAAAACGCGGGACAAGCAGAAAGCUUUUAAGAAGGACUUUUAUCUCUGGGACUCUGGCAAAGGUGCGCGCUCGUUUUCGGGACAUCAGUGAAACGCAGCCUUAAUGUUUUUAAAUCUGUUUUUUUAGCGGUUUAGUGUUAAUGAAUGAGAGUUUCUAGUCAGCUAUGUCGUUCCCGGCUCCCGUGGAGACGCGAAAGUUCACCCGCGCGCUCAGUAAACCGGGCACGGCGGCGGAGCUACGGCAGAGCGCGUGUCAAGCGGUCAGGACGUCAGUGUUGGUGGUGAAGCCGCGUGUGGUGGAGCCUCUUGACUAUGAAAAUGUGCUCAUACAGAAGAAGACUCAGAUCCUCAGUGAUGCACUCAGAGACAUGCUGCAGUUUCCUCUGGAGGAUUUUCAGAUUUCUACACUGUCACGGCAUAACCGAACUCUUUACUCAUCUGUACCAGCACACGCUGUGAGAGAAGCCCAGAUCCUGUUUGUGCAAGAGUGCAUUAAGACUUACAUCUCUGACUGGCAUGUGGUGAAUUACAAAUAUGAAGAUUAUUCCAGUGACUUCCGUCAACUUCCCUUAAAAGUGUCAAGACCUGAUAAUUUAGCACUGCAUGUGUUUGAGGUGGAUGAAGAUGUGGACAAAGAUGAGGACACAUCCUCGCUGGGUUCUCAGAAGGGCGGCAUCAUCAAACAGGGUUGGCUAUACAAGGGCAAUGUGAACAGCGCUAUCAGCGUCUCUAUGAGGUCGUUCAAAAGGAGGUAUUUUCACCUCACUCAGCUGGGUGACGGCUCGUAUAAUCUCAACUUCUACAAGGAUGAAAAGAUCAACAAAGAACCAAAAGGAACCAUCUUUCUGGAUUCCUGCAUGGGCGUUGUGCAGAAUAACCGUGUACGGCGGUUCGCCUUCGAGCUGAAGAUGCAGGAUAAGAGUGAAUAUGUAUUGGCUGCAGACUCCGAAACUGAGAUGGACGACUGGAUCUGCACCCUCAACAAAAUCCUCAAUAGCAGCUUUGAACUCGCCAUGCAAGACAAGAGAAAUGGAGAUUCACACGACGAUGAUGAGCAGAGCAGAAGUGAUCACUCCUCCAGCAGUAUGGAUAGUUUUCAGAGUGCCAGAGACAUCGAGAGCAAGAUGAGGAAUGAGACACGAUUGAAACUCUUUACACUGGACCCAGAUUUACAGAAACUGGAUUUCUCUGGAAUCGAGCCUGAAGUGAAACCGUUCGAGGAAAAGUUUGGGAAGCGGAUCUCGGUGAACUGCAACGAUCUGUCCUUUAACCUCCAGAGCUGUGUGGCAGAAAAUGAAGAAGGACCCACUACUAAUGUGGAGCCGUUCUUCGUCUCUUUGUCGUUGUUUGAUAUUCAGAGCGGUCGUAAGAUCUCCUCAGAUUUUAACGUGGACAUGAAUCAUCCGUCUGUGAAAGCCAUGCUGCCUCCAUCAGGAGCGUCCGACAGCCCUCAGGGAGCUCGGUCUUCAGCUACAGCAGAUGGCAGUAUACAGUAUCCACGACAGGGAGUGUUUUCAGUGACCUGUCCACACCCGGACAUCUUCCUGGUGGCGCGGAUCGAGAAGGUUUUACAGGGUGGAAUAACUCAUUGUGCUGAACCUUACAUGAAAAACUCAGACUCUGCUAAGAGUGCUCAAAAGGUUUUGAAGAAUGCUAAGAUGGCCUGCAGUCGGCUGGGUCAGUACCGCAUGCCAUUCGCUUGGGCUGCUAGGCCUUUGUUUAAGGACACCUCUGGGACGGUGGAUAAGAUCGGCCGAUUCUCCGCUCUCUACAGACAGGACAGCAACAAACUCUCCAAUGAGGACAUGUUCAAACUCCUCGCAGACUUCCGCAAGCCAGAGAAGAUGGCCAAGCUGCCUGUGAUUUUGGGUAAUUUGGAUGUUACGGUGGAUAAUGUUGCACCAGAUCUGACCAAUUGUGUCACCUCCUCCUAUCUUCCUCUCCGUCAGACUGAUGGUGUAGACCGGGGUAAGGUGGCGUUUGAGGUGGAGGAGUUUGUGCCGUCCAUUGCCAAAUUUUCUCAGCCCUUCACAACUUACAACAACCACCUGUACGUUUAUCCACGACAGCUGAAAUAUGACAGCCAGAAAACCUUCACCAAGGCCAGAAACAUUGCUCUGUGUAUUGAAUUCAGAGACUCUGAUGAAGAGGAUGCACUCCCACUACAGUGUAUUUAUGGGCGUCCAGGAGGACCUCUGUUCUGUAAGAGAAUGUUUGCUGCUGUUCUCCAUCACCAACAGAACCCAGAGUUUUAUGAUGAGUUUAAGAUCGAGUUGCCGGCUCAGCUGACAGACAAACAUCAUCUUCUCUUUACCCUGUAUCACAUCAGCUGUGAAAGCAACAGUAAAGCCAGCACGAAGAGACGAGAGCAGAUCGAGACACAAGUGGGUUACGCCUGGCUACCCCUGCUGAAAGACGGCAGAAUAAUGGUAAAUGAACAGCAGAUCGCGGUGGCCGCAAACCUUCCUGCCGGAUAUCUGAGUUAUCAUGACAACAGCGGCAAGCAGCACACGGCUCAAGAGCUGAAGUGGGUGGAUGGGGGGAAGCCACUGCUGAAAAUCUCUACACAACUGGUGUCUACUGUUUACACACAGGAUCAACACCUGGACAACUUCUUUCAUCACUGUGAAAGUAUUGCAGUCACGGGCCAAUCAGGAGGCGAGCUGGUCAAAUACUUAAAGAGUCUGCAUGCCAUGGAGGCUCACGUGAUGGUGAAGUUUCUGCCCACUAUUCUGAAUCAGUUGUUUCGUGUGCUGAUCAUCAGUAGUCAGGAAGAUGUGGCUGUUAAUGUCACCAGGGUGAUGAUCCAUAUCGUGGCUCAGUGUCAUGAAGAAGGUUUGGAGCGUUUUUUGCGUUCGUAUGUAAAGUAUGUAUUGAAGGCUGAGACAAAUCUGACCGACUGUAAAACCCUUCACGAGGAGCUGACCAAAGCCAUGACGACCAUCCUCAAACCCUCAACUGAUUUUCUCACCAGUAAUAAACUGAUGAAGUACUCCUGGUAUUUUUUUGAAGUUUUAGUAAAGUCUAUGGCUCAGUAUCUGAUCGAGACCGGCAAGGUUAAGAUGUCCAGAAACCAGCGUUUCUCUUUUUCGUUCUGUCACGCUGUGGAGACUUUAGUGACCAUGCUGAUGCCUCACAUCACUCAGAAAUACAAAGACAAUCUAGAAGCUACACGAAACGCCAAUCACAGCCUUGCUGUUUUUAUUAAGCGCUGUUUUACCUUCAUGGACAGAGGGUUUGUCUUUAAACAAAUCAACAACUACUUUAACUGCUUCAUGCCUGGAGACUCAAAGACUCUGUAUGAGUUUAAGUUUGAGUUUCUUAGGGUGGUCUGUAAUCAUGAGCACUACGUCCCGCUCAACCUGCCCAUGCCGUUUGGGAAAGGACGGAUCCAGCGCUUUCAAGAUCUUCAGCUGGAUUACACACUUACAGAUGAUUUCUGUAGGAAUCACUUCCUGGUUGGGCUCUUACUAAGAGAAGUGAGUGGAGCUCUACAGGAGUUCAGAGACAUCCGUCAGAUUGCUAUACAGGUGCUGAAGAAUCUGAUGAUCAAACACGCCUUCGAUGAUCGUUACGCCUCUAAGGCUCAACAGGCUCGCUUGGCUACGCUGUACCUGCCUCUGUUCAGUUUGAUGCUGGAGAACGUCCACAGACUCAACAUCACAGACACGACGACGACAAGUCCUGUUACAAACCACACUAAUGGUAAUGGCCGUGAGGAUUCGGUCACAAUGUUGACGCCUACAAAAAAUUUGAGCAAUGUGAUGGACAACAGCUUGAACAAAGAGCCAGCGUCUCCUCACACUCCUCUAGUGAACUCUGUACGACACACGGACUCACAUGGUUCCCUCAUUAGGACAGAUUCGGGAAACAGCCUAUCAGAACGCAGCAUUGACAAGCUACACCCCCUGGACAAGCAUCAUGUCGCUGGAGUUCUGAGCGGCUCUUUGCUUCGCUAUGAUAAACUGGAUCAGUCUGAGGUGAAGAACAUGUUAAUGUGCUUCCUGCAUGUUCUCAAGAGCAUGUCUGAAGAUGCUCUGUUCAACUACUGGAAUAAAGCUUCACCCACAGACCUGAUGAACUUCUUCAGUCUCCUGGAAGUGUGUCUUCAUCAGUUCAGAUAUAUGGGGAAGAGACACAUCGCCAGGAGUUUGGAGGGAUCAGGUCCCGUGGUACAAGAGCGACGCUCUCAGACUCUCCCUGUGUCCCGGGGCAGGACAGGACUCAUGCAUGCACGACUGCAACAGCUCAACAGUCUGGAUAAUUCUUUAACCUAUAACCACAGUUACAGUCAUUCAGAUGCUGAUGUGUUGAAUCAGUCUCUGUUGGAGGGAAAUAUUGCCACAGAAGUGUGUCUGACGGUUCUGGACACAUUGAGCAUCUUCGUCAUGGGGUUUAAGACUCAGCUCAGUCUAGAUCACGGUCAUAAUCCGCUCAUGAAGAAAGUCUUCCAGGUUCAUCUUUGCUUUUUACAAAUUAACCAAUCAGAGACGGCUCUCAGACAGGUCAUCACCUCCCUGCGCACGUUCAUCUACAAGUUUCCAUGCACAUUUUUCGAGGGUCGUGCAGAUAUGUGUGCAUCCUUCUGCUAUGAGAUUCUGAAGUGUUGUAAUUCCACGCUAAGCUCCAUCCGCAGCGACGCGGCUCAUCUGCUCUACUUUCUCAUGAAGAGCAACUUCGACUACACGGGAAGAAGGUCCUUCGUCCGCACGCACCUGCAGGUGGUCAUAGGUGUCAGUCAGCUCAUCGCUGAUGUCAUUGGAAUAGGAGGGACGAGGUUUCAGCAGUCACUGUCUGUAAUCAACAGCUGCGCUAACAGCGACAGAACAAUCAAAAACACGGCAUUCCCGUCUGACGUGAAGGACCUGACGAAGAAGAUCCGAACGGUUCUGAUGGCCACGGCUCAGAUGAAGGAACACGAGAGAGACCCGGAGAUGCUGGUGGACCUGCAGUACAGCCUUGCCAAAUCAUACGCCAGCACUCCUGAACUUCGCAAGACAUGGCUGGACAGCAUGGCCCGAAUCCACGUGAAGAACGGAGACCUCUCUGAGGCAGCCAUGUGUUACGUGCAUGUUGCAGCACUGGUGGCAGAGUAUCUGCGGAGGAAAGGGAUGUUUAAACAGGGAUGCUCUGCAUUCAGAGUAAUCACACCAAACAUCGAUGAAGAGGCAUCUAUGAUGGAGGACGUUGGCAUGCAAGACGUUCACUUUAAUGAGGAUGUUCUGGUCGAGCUUUUGGAAGAAUGUGCUGAUGGAUUGUGGAAAGCAGAGCGAUAUGAGCUCAUCUCUGACAUCUAUAAACUCAUAAUACCCAUUUAUGAGAAACGCAGAGACUUUGAGAAACUGGCUCACCUGUAUGAAACAUUACACCGUGCCUACAGUAAAGUAACAGAGGUCAUGCAUACGGGCAAACGUUUGCUCGGGACGUAUUUCAGAGUGGCGUUCUUUGGUCAGGGCUUCUUUGAGGAUGAGGAUGGUAAAGAAUACAUUUACAAAGAGCCCAAAUUUACCCCACUGUCAGAGGUCUCACAAAGACUCCUGAAACUCUAUUCAGACAAGUUUGGAGCCGAGAAUGUCAAAAUGAUCCAGGAUUCUGGCAAGAUUAAUCCAAAGGAUUUAGAUUGUAAAUAUGCCUACAUUCAAGUGACUCACGUGAGUCCGUUCCUGGAGGAGAAAGAGCUGCUGGAAAGGAAAACUGAUUUCGAGAGGAGCCACAACAUCCGCCGCUUCGUCUUUGAGAUGCCCUUCACUGUAUCAGGCAGAAAACAGGGUGGAGUGGAGGAGCAGUGCAAGCGCAGGACAAUACUCACUGCCACACACUGUUUCCCGUAUGUAAAGAAGCGUAUUGCAGUGAUGUAUCAACAUCAUGUGGAUCUGAAUCCCAUCGAGGUGGCCAUUGAUGAGAUGAGUAAGAAGGUGCUGGAGAUCAGACAGCUGUGUUCCUGCAGUGAUGUGGACAUGAUUCAACUACAGCUUAAACUACAGGGCAGCAUCAGUGUCCAGGUCAACGCUGGACCUCUUGCAUACGCCAGGGCGUUCCUGGAUGAUUCCAGCACAAAGAAAUACCCCGACAAUAAAGUAAAACUGCUGAAAGAAGUCUUCCGGCAGUUUGUGGAGGCCUGUGGUUUGGGUUUAAGCAUAAAUGAACGACUGAUUAAAGAAGAUCAGCAGGAAUAUCAUGAUGAGAUGAAGGCCAACUACAGAGAUCUCACCAAAGAGCUGGCUGCUAUAAUGCAUGAGCCGAUCAGUCCAUAUGAUGAAGGGAUGAGGAGUCCGAUUCCAGAUACUCUGCACAUCUUUAAUGCCAUCAGUGGAACACCGACCUCAGCCACGAUCCAGGGCCUGUCUAACACUUCUUCAGUGGUGUGAACCUUCAGAUAUGACCUCAUGACCUUUCACCCCGUCACAGACAGCAGCUGUAGCUUCACACCUUUUCCAGAUGUUCCUGUUGAUGUUAGUCACGCACAUCUGCACAUGAGGAAGGGAGAGGAGUGUGGUGAAGUUUCACAUACUGUUUCCUGUGGAGACAUCAUCAAUAAAAUAAACAUUUACAUUUUUUCUGUUGACAUUCUUACUGAUGGCCAAAGCAGCGAGAGGACAGAGAACGACCCUGAGUCAACAGUGGAAUGAUGCAAAAUGACGAAAGUUAGGCUUAAACUCACACCCUCCAUAUGAGCAGCCAAUCUUAAUGCCUCUAUGUAUUUUCACUAAGUGAUAAGGCUUUAUGAUCUGCUAAUAAUUUUGUAUAUUUUUCUUUUAUAUUUUUUCAAUCUGCUCAAGUGUUUUACGUUUUUAUCUUUUUUUUAAUGACGGACUGAACUGUACUUUGCCCUUAUUCUCUGCUAGUUUGAUAUCUGAGAGAUAUGAGUCCCACGUGAAGCCAUCAUAUCUUGAGCCAUUUAUCUAUGCGAGAGUAAUUGAUAAAUAGCAGCACGUUAAGUGGGCGUGGAAUUUGUGCUUUCACUGCAUGUGACACACUGGAAGAGGGGCGGGGCUUAUGCAAACACAUGUGCUAAUGUUCAAAUCUAUGUAUCAAAUAUUUUUGUACUAUAGGACACAGUUGAAUGUGAUAUUGUUUUUAUCUUUAUUUAACAUUUCCUGCUCUACUGUAUUUAAAAUUUCUAAUGCUUCAUUUUUAGAAUAAAACUCAAAUUCCUA
This is a messenger RNA of Paramisgurnus dabryanus, 7302 nucleotides long. RefSeq names its product dedicator of cytokinesis protein 9. Gene Ontology annotation, biological process: small GTPase-mediated signal transduction; positive regulation of GTPase activity. The record is from RefSeq and is a predicted model, not a curated record. Gene Ontology annotation, molecular function: guanyl-nucleotide exchange factor activity. Lineage: Eukaryota; Metazoa; Chordata; Actinopteri; Cypriniformes; Cobitidae.